AUGUCCGGUCCCCAGCCCGGCGGCGGGCCCGCGCACUCGCGGGGCGUGAGUGUGGGUAAUGGCCCCCCCAGCGCAGGAAUGGCCGGUCCUUCCCAGCCCAUGCCGCCGCAAGGUGGUGUGCCUCCUGUGGGAGCCGCUCCCGGCGGCACAGCCCAGUCGUCCCAGAACCUGAACCACAUUGUUCUGGAAUACCUUAAUAAGAAGGGUUACAACCGCACCGAAGCUAUGCUGCGCAAGGAAUCCGCUAAUCAGGAUGCCGAUGGCCGCCCCAUCGUCACCCGCGCUGAAGAUCGCGGUGGUGGCCAAUACGAAAAAGCCUUCGAACUGCUUCGUGCAUGGAUCGAAGACAACCUUGAACUCUACAAAGUAGAGCUGCGGCGACUGCUCUGGCCUAUCUUUGUCUACUCCUACCUCGAGAUGCACAGGGAGUUCUACCAAAGAGACGCCAGCAGCUUCUUCAGCAGAUACAAAGACUCUUUCGUCCAAGAACAUGACCAGGACGUUCGCCAGCUAUCGACAAUAAGCCUUCCGGAGCACGUUGCGGACAGCCAUAUCGCAGGAAUCUACAGAGGCAACAAGUAUCGUCUGACGCUGAGCAACAUGGCCUUCAACAGCCUCAUUCAAUAUCUGGAGUCGAAGGAAAGAGAGGGAGGCUCGGUCAUAAUCAGCCUCAUGAACAAGUUUAUGAACAUCAUAACGCAGGAUCGUACUGCAACAGGCAACGAGAGGAGCUUGGCUGCCAUGAUCGCUCGUGGCAGCGUAGAAGAGGAUCUGCCCGCCGAAGAUGAGGGCAUCCCUGGUCACAAUCCUGGUUCAGCCAAUACAGACAGAAACGCACCGCCGGUCCUCGCGAAGCUGCAGCUUGGGACGCUCCCCAUGGAGCCAGAGCUGAUGGAGGACGUGAGAGCCGAACUCCAGGAAGAGGAUAGCAAGAAUCCCCCAAGGCCCGGCCAAAACUCUCUUGUUGAUGAGUUUGAACAACGCAUCAAGCGCGAAUCGACAGAAGAGGCGCCGACUCGUGAAACAGUUCCUUUGCCACCUUCCCUGGCGCGUGACGUCUUGAUGGAAGUUCAGAAGGUGAAGGAGAACCGUGACAGGUUCAAGAUUGAAGGUCGCACUGGAGGCGUUGGCCCUGGUGUCAGUGUUUGCAUGUUCACAUUCCACAACACAUUUGACAGUAUCAACUGCCUCGACUUCUCCGGUGACAAUGAGUUCGUUGCCGCGGGCAUGCAAGAGUCGUACAUUCGCGUAUGGUCGUUGAACGGCAAUGCGCUACCGUCAGUGAACCCGAAUGAUAAGCCAUCUGCCUCCAAGCGUCUAAUCGGCCACUCUGGUCCCAUCUACGCCGUCUCCUUUUCGCCAUCCACGGCCAACCCUGCCUCUGGAGGCCCAUCGACCCGCUCCAAGUAUCUGCUCUCCAGCUCGGCGGACAAGACGAUCCGCCUGUGGUCUCUGGAAACCUGGACGUGCGUGACAGCAUACAAGUCGCACAGCGGGCCUGUCUGGGAUGUCAAGUGGGGUCCUUUCGGACACUAUUUCCUUACUGGAUCUCUGGACCGCACAGCGCGCCUUUGGACGACAGACCACAUCGCACCGCACCGGCUGUACGUUGGGCAUGAUAACGACGUCGAUUGUGUGGAAUGGCACCCGAACGGUGCUUAUGUGUUCACGGCGUCCAGCGACAAGACUGUACGCAUGUGGCACAUCAACGGCAACCCGCUGCGGAUGUUCACCGGCCACACGAGCAAUAUCACGGCGCUUGCUUGCUCCCCAAGCGGCAAAAAGCUUGCUAGCGCCGACGACUCGGGCAACAUCAUCAUCUGGGACAUUGCGGCGGGUUUGCGUAUCAAGCGGAUGCGCGGCCAUAGCAAGGGAGGCAUCUGGUCGCUCUCCUGGAGCGUCGAAUCGUCGGUCAUCGUGUCGGGCGGUGCUGACGGCACGGUGCGUGUCUGGGAUGUGCUCCAAGAGACGCCCGAGACUCAGAGCGCCAAUGGCAAGGUGAUUGCGGAAGGCGGCGCGGGCACCAAGAUGGAUGGCAGCGGCGGAUCGGGAGCUGGUGCUGCGAACAAGAAGAAGGCGAAGGAUGUUGUCGUCACGGCAGAUCAGAUAAGUGCCUUCCCCACCAAGAAGAGCCCGGUGUACAAGGUGGAGUUUACGAGGAUGAACUUGGUUUUGGCGGGCGGGGCGUACAUGCCCUGA
Messenger RNA from Lasiodiplodia theobromae, 2199 nucleotides. RefSeq names its product Transcription initiation factor TFIID. Gene Ontology annotation, cellular component: transcription factor TFIID complex. The record is from RefSeq and is a predicted model, not a curated record. The coding region runs from base 1 to 2199 and encodes 732 amino acids. The transcript has 3 exons. Lineage: Eukaryota; Fungi; Ascomycota; Dothideomycetes; Botryosphaeriales; Botryosphaeriaceae. Gene Ontology annotation, molecular function: protein binding; RNA polymerase II general transcription initiation factor activity. Gene Ontology annotation, biological process: transcription initiation at RNA polymerase II promoter.